Molecule: messenger RNA, 1316 nt
Organism: Physcomitrium patens
Lineage: Eukaryota; Viridiplantae; Streptophyta; Bryopsida; Funariales; Funariaceae
Source: RefSeq, a predicted model, not a curated record
GUUUCUGUUACCACGGAGCAAUUUCCGAUGCAGCGUGGCGUGUGCUCUUCCUCUAUUCAGUUUCCCCUCUAGUUUUGCGCUCUCUGUCCAGGUUAUCUAAUUUCUUGUCUCUAUCCGAGCCCACACGUUUGCAGUCAGUGUCCCAGUGUCUCCAAGCCAUUCUCAGAAGACUCCGCAGCAGUUGAGCAGUCGUGAAUCGGAGGUUGCGUCUCCCGUGUGUCGUGCUCCUUAGACUGAGAUCGAUUGGGAGUGGUCUGAGCCAUUUCGCAGUCUGUGGGCUAGGGUUUGUGAGUCGUUGGAUACUGGGUCUGGAAAGGGUCUUUGGUGCGAGUGAUGAGGAGUGAGGGCAAUUUCGGACGCGUUUGAGCAGAAAAGUGCAUUUUCGUAUUGAAAAUUGAGAAUCAUGCAGCAAAUGGCGCCGUAUGCGGGGACAUCUAUCACUACUGAGCUCAUCCAGAAGUACCUGGACGAGAACAAGCAGCUGAUUCUCGCAAUUCUCGAUAAUCAAAACCUUGGAAAGCUGAACGAAUGUGCUACGUAUCAAGCAAAGUUGCAGCAGAAUCUUAUGUACCUCGCAGCUAUUGCAGACGCACAACCCCAAGUGAGCCAAAAUUCUACUGAGGUUCCAGCAGCACAACCAAUGCAACCAUCACAGCAAUAUAUUCAGCAGCAGCAGCAGCAGAUGAUGAUGAAUCAACGAAAUCAGUACUUGCAGCAAAAUCAACAAGGAGUACAAAACGCACCAUCACCGCAGUCGCAGCAGUCGUAUCACAACCAGCAGCCAGGCAUGGUCUCCCAGGGAAACUCGGGGAUGCACAUGGUGAAUAGUUCCAUGGGUGGUAAUGGCAACCAGACAGGAGGAAAUGUUUCCGAGUAUGGGAAACCAGAAGAUUCCCGGGAGGGGACUCCAACAAGCUUGAAUACAAGGAAUGAAGGUCCACAAGCGGGGGCUUCCCCACUGGGACAAGCAAGAGAAGGGAAUGGUGCGCCAGGAGAGGAUUCAGAGGCUUCAUACUUAAAAAGCUCCGAGUGAGCAUGCAGCGUAUUUUUCACCACCACAAUGUUCUCUUACAUCCUUUUUCCGGCCUCAGUAGCAUUUUAAACUAUGCAUUUUAGGUCGGACUGAGUUGGAUUUGAGAUGCCGUGCCUUUUGCAUAUGCAUGAGCACCUCAGAUUUGACCUUUGGUAUAAGUGAUCUUUUUGAAAUUUUGUGCAAAACUUUCAACACUACGAAAUUUCUUUAUAUGGAAAGAUGCCUUGUUCAUAGGUGGGGCUCGGUCAUGGGUGACUAACUCCCUGUUGAAAUCUUCACAUUC